AUGUGGAAAAUGCUUUGCCAAUCAAGCAACCUAACUGUUCAUGAGCGAAUUUACACAGGAGAUUCAUACACCUGUGAGAUAUGUGGAAAAUGCUUUGCGCAAUCAAGCAACCUAACUGUUCAUGAGCGAAUUCACACCUGUGAGAUAUGUGGAAAAGGUUUUUCACAAGCCGGUAAUUUAAAACGUCAUAUACAAAUUCAUACAGGGAAAAAACCAUAUCCCUGUAAAAUAUGUGAAAAAUCUUUUUCGCAAUCUAAUGAUUUGAAACGUCAUAUACAAAUUCAUACCGAAGAAAAAACAUAUUCCUGUGAAAUAUGUGCUAGAUGCUUCACAAGUUCCAGUAAUCUGAAUAGGCAUAGGAGAAUUCAUACAGGAGAGAAGCCAUAUUCUUGUGAAACUUGUGGCAAAUGUUUUUCGCAAUCUAGUCAUUUGAACACACAUAUGAAAACUCAUUCAGAUGAUAGGCCAUACUCUUGUGAGAUAUGUGGCAAAUGA
Styela clava is the source of this 495-nucleotide messenger RNA. The record is from RefSeq and is a predicted model, not a curated record. NCBI's taxonomy places the organism in Eukaryota, Metazoa, Chordata, Ascidiacea, Stolidobranchia, Styelidae.